AUGGGGGCUAGAGCACAAUCCACAACAACAGAAAAGCUGGUUGUCUCCAGAGCAGUGGACAUCUAUGGAGAUGCAGACGAGGCCUCUGUGACAAGGUACAUCGCAGCAAUGUAUGGAUACAUCCAUCCAAACAGAUGGAAGGAGAUUUACCAGGAGGUCCUCGACACGUACAGGGAACAUGGAUAUUUGUCUCCUGUCGACUUUUGUGAGGACCUGAGGCUUGACACUGCAAGGAGACUGUACACGGAGAAGAUGCUGCUGAGGAAUAGGCUUUUGGAGGGAGAGGACGUGGAGUGUCCUAGCGAGGUUCCCGAGCAUGACUGGAAUAUCGGAAACAUCGAGAGAAUAAAUGGGAUUGCCAGAGUGUCCGAGGAUGUCCUGGACAAUAGACAGCUGUAUCCUACUGUUGACCCGCGGAUCAUAAGGCAGCAUGUAGAGGCCAUGAACAAGCGGCAGGAAGGAGGACAGGGAAAUUCAGGCGGAACAAGCAAGACCUCGGAAGCCAAGAAGAAGCAUCGUGGAGUCACAGAUAAAGAAAAGAAGAGGUUCUAUCAGAGGAUGUCUGAUGAGGAAAGAGAGGUCGACGACUUCCUGGAUAAAAUGGAAGAAGAGGACUACAACACCCCAAGGAAUGGCCUUGCUCCAAACAUGCUAAGGGGAAAGUAUCCCAUCAUAAAGGCCUCCUCCCAGAUAAAUAGCAGGCCCACAGGGCUCAGGGGUGCAGGAGAGUCAUGGAUCUCCUUAGAAAACCAGUACAGAGCAAUCGCCAAAAAGAUUGCAGAGAAGGCAGCGGAUGCAGGUGGUGGCGAGUCAUGGAGAAACGAGCUCAGGAUUCUUGUCCAGUACCACAUGAAAAAAAUGGGGAUGCUCAACGAGCUUGAAAAGGCCAAUGUGCUGAUAGACAGUAGCAGCAUGACACAUGUGCUAAUGAACAUCCUGAUGCUUCUUCAGGAGACGAUCAGCAGGUCAAGAAGCGAAGAGGUGGUGUCAAACUGCAUGUCCUUCAAGAAAGACCUUCUUAUGUUUGGAAGCCAUUAUAGAAAAUAA
Molecule: messenger RNA, 1047 nt
Organism: Encephalitozoon cuniculi GB-M1
Lineage: Eukaryota; Fungi; Microsporidia; Unikaryonidae
Exons: 1
Coding region: 1-1047 (348 amino acids)
Source: RefSeq, marked provisional